GAGUGACUUGGGUGGUGGUGGGGGUCAGUUGAGGACUACCCUAACAGUUCAGAUCUGUAUUGUCAGUGUCACCGCCUACAGGACUGGACACACAACUUCAGGUCAGUUCUUUACUGUCCUACUACAAUAUACCUACUCAUCACUACAGUAACUGUAUAUACAGCUGGAGUGACUUGGGUGGUGGUGGGGGUCAGUUGAGGACUACCCUAACAGUUCAGAUCUGUAUUGUCAGUGUCACCGCCUACAGGACUGGACACACGACUUCAGGUGAUGAUGGGCCUCGAAACGAUCUCACUGACAACAACAUGCAUAUUCCUAGUCCAGAUGGUGCGAGUGUCCGGCCAUGGUCGCCUGAUGGACCCUCCUGCGCGCAACAGCAUGUGGAGGUUCGGGUUCGCAAACCCUGUCAACUACAACGACAAUGAACUCUUCUGUGGGGGCUACGCAGUGCAGUAUGAGCAGAACCAAGGCAAGUGCGGAGUUUGUGGAGACUCCUUCGGCAUCAAUGAACCUCGUCCGCACGAGGCUGGUGGUCAGUACGCCAAGGGGAUCAUCGGCAGAUACUACAGCACAGGGCAGGAGAUAGACGUUGAAGUAGAGUUGACGGCCAACCACUGGGGCAGGUUUGAGAUGUUCCUGUGCCCCAACAACAACCCUCGGUACGAGGCGACACAACCCUGUCUAGACAGGUUCCCGUUGUACGUGUCGGGUACUCGUAGUUUCCGGUUCCUAAUUCCUGAGAAGAGUAAGAAGAAGGAGAUUUUCCGAUACAAAGUUAGACUUCCGCCGUACGUCACAUGUUCACAGUGUGUUCUUCAGUGGACCUACUAUACAGGUAACAUGUGGGGGCGUUGUGCCAACGGGACAGAGGCUGUAGGUUGUGGUUCUCCAGAGACAUUCCGCAACUGUGCUGACAUUGCGAUUGUCACCUCCACCCUCGGACUUCCACCCCAGUUUGUCUCCCAGGUGUCUGCAGACAACCCCUUCCUGCUCAAAUAUCUUCGGGCACCCCAGGUCGCCUACCCUCUGGUCGUCAGGGACACAGUGUGUGUUGCUACUCCUCUAUACCGCAGUCUGAGAGGUGUGGACGACUGGUGUCAACAGAACUGUCUCAACUUCCCUCCAAACUGUCCUCCUUCAGUGUGCUACUGCCCUGAUACUUGUGAUGCCAUCGGAGAAAUAGCUGGCAGGAGUGGAGCGGAUGAGUACUGCCAGGACAAAUGCAUUGUGUACCCCAGCAAGUGUCCUCCCAACAGGUGUAGAUGUUAUCAGUCCCGCAGGAUUAACUAGAGUAGAGGAGGGAACAUCAUCCAGUGUAUAUACUUAAGUAGACAUCUCACAGUGCUGUGCCAGAUAUAGUAAAAUGUAAAUGAUGUAUUAAGCGUUACUUUGAGAGCACUUUUGCAAUAUUAUAAGAGGGUUUGUUUGUUCAGCCUUUGCACUAGCCUCUGAGGCAUUUUAGAUAGAAACCAUUAUUAGAGGUGAAGAGUUUAAAUUGAGUGUAAGGCAUUCAUGGAAUAAAUCCAACGUAUGGGAAACCACUGAUGUUUUUUUUUUCAAGUGGACAAAUAGGUAGCUUUUUCCAGGGGUUCAGGUUUCCCAAGAAAAAUAGUGUUGAUAUAAAAACGAACUAGCACUUAUUUUUUAUUUUGGAUAUCUAAAUGUAGAAUCCUAUUUCGGAAGCAUUUACAAUAUACUUGUUUGUCACUAAAAACUUUACGAAGGUUUUGACACAAGGGUAGAAAUAUAGGAGUUUCUUGAGUACUGCUUAAAAUUAAUCAAUACUUAAACAUAAUCUAUUUUUAACUAUGCCUGAAUAUCAUAUCCAAUAGUUGAUCUAUACUACCUUUAUGAACAUUUAAAGUAAGCUACCCAAAAUGUUUUCAGAUUAUGUGUUUAGUAAACUUACUAUAUAGGAUGUCUACUUAGUAUCUAUAUUCAUGUUUAUCCCUAACAUUGGUAACAUGAGGAAUGGUUCUCUUUAGAAUGAUAAGUUGAUGAUUUUUUAUGGCAAUAGAGAGGAACAAAAGUUACUAAUUAGCUAUUUUAAUGAUUGAGUUGAACUAUUUGCCAAUAUUUUGUGUUGUUACAGAACAUUUUCUCCCUCCUAUCUUUCUAUUCAGUUUGAGAUUAAUACAAUUGAUAAAAUGUAUAAAAAUAAGUGUAAGAAAAAUCUAAUGAAUAUUGUUCUAAAAUUGGUAUAUUUUACUUUAUUUUUUUUUAGGAAAAGACACUUGGCUCUACAUUUUAAGGAAGAAGGAAUGGACUACCGGUAACUUACUAUAACUAACGAAAAGAGUUCCUUCAUACUUCUUUAGUUCUUUAUACUGAAGAAGAGUCCUUGUAAGGGGGAAAUUUCUGUAAGGGGGAAUUAAAUUUCAAGUAUAUUAAUCGUGCUGUUAACUUUUAUGUGCUUUCAACUGCCUGGAACUCUUUUCUUGUAGUUGUGUAUGCAUCUCUUCUUCCUUAAUUCUGAAAAAAUAAAAUACCCCCGCCGCAGAAAACCUGCAGACUAAGCGAAUUUCCAUUUGACUGAUUGGAUUUACCGGUACGCUAAAAUAUCUCCUUAAAAAUAUCACAUUUAUUCUCUAUUUAAAUAGCAUUAGUUUAACAAGUACAUACUUAGGUUUCCUGCAAAAGGGAGGGUAAAAAAUUGUUUGUUGUAAAAUGUUAAUAGUUUAGUACAAAAUAAAUGCAUUUUCCAAAUUUGAUCAAAAUAUUGUCAUAAAUGAGCAAACUACAACAGUUUACUUAUAUUCUCCGUAAGAAUAACAUGGGAAUUUUAAAUUUAUAAUUUUUUGGAAUUUUUUCUGUAACUAUUAGGCGCAUAACAAAGCUUCAAUAUACUGAAUUAUUUUUUUUGAGCUCUACAAAAUAGUUUGGAAAGAAAUUGCAAAACUUAGUCCGAUCAUGCUGGUUUGCGAACUCGUUCGAAUAAAUGUAGGUUUACACGUUUGUACCAAAUUUCAUCAAAAUGAAAUCAUUUUUGCUCGAGUUAUCAUGCUAACGGACAUAUAUAUAUAUAUACACCAUCCGUUCAGGUCUUACCAUGAGUACUAUGGUAAUAGCUUAUUCCCUAUAUGGGAAAUUCGCUAAAAAAACUCUAAAUUUGUUUUAUUAUGGAGAAUAACUAAACUGUUUAGUUAGCAUGUUUAUCAAUAUAUUUUGAUCACAUUUUGUAUUUUCAUAUAUUUAAAACCAAGCUAACGUUGUGCGAAAAGACACACAUAAUUAACAUUCCUUGUGGCAGCAAACCUAUGUACUAAGUGCAUCCCGCAUCUAAUCUAAUAUUUUUUUAAAUAGACAAAAUAAAUCUGACAUCUUUAUGAAAUAUUUUACUGCAAUCUUAUCAGGCAAAUGGACAUUUGCUUAGUCUGCUAGUUUGCUGCGGCAGGAAUAGUCUAAUGAUUUUUAUGACUACGCAAGUUUGAAAAUAUACAAAUUAAGGUACCGUAGUUGUAAUGGAUGCGUAUUUUUGUAAUUGUUCAUGUCAAUGGAUAAUAUGUACAUAUGCGAGUGUGUAAUGUACUGUAUAUUUUAAGGAUUUAGGUUACAAUGUUUACAACAAGAAAGAAUAGGUAGAUGACUUGAACCAUUUUUAAUAAAAGAAUGAUUCUCUCAUCUAUCAUUCUAUCUCUGGUAAAACACAAUCAGUUAAACAAUGAAGUACAAUUUUACUUUUGUAUGUGUUGUAGUUUUAGAGAGUGAGUAAGAAAUAAAAAUA
Messenger RNA from Macrosteles quadrilineatus (aster leafhopper), 3724 nucleotides. RefSeq lists its product as uncharacterized. Lineage: Eukaryota; Metazoa; Arthropoda; Insecta; Hemiptera; Cicadellidae. The record is from RefSeq and is a predicted model, not a curated record. The transcript has 9 exons. Bases 271 to 1290 code for a protein of 339 amino acids.